Molecule: messenger RNA, 2446 nt
Organism: Podarcis raffonei (Aeolian wall lizard)
Lineage: Eukaryota; Metazoa; Chordata; Lepidosauria; Squamata; Lacertidae
Gene: RRH
Product: retinal pigment epithelium-derived rhodopsin homolog
Exons: 6
Coding region: 1258-2409 (383 amino acids)
Biological process (GO): G protein-coupled receptor signaling pathway; visual perception
Cellular component (GO): membrane; photoreceptor outer segment
Molecular function (GO): G protein-coupled receptor activity
Source: RefSeq, a predicted model, not a curated record
CAUCAUGGUUUGUUUCACUCCCAGCAAACCAUAAUAUGUAGCCAUGGUUUGUUCCUGGGUUACUGAUUAUGAUUUGUUUGGGAGUGAAACAAACCAAGAUAUCUGGUUUGAAUGUACCAUAAUAACAUGGAACCAGCAGGGAGGAAAGAAACUGGCAUUAUUUCACUCAUACACAGCUAUCCAAAAUAUGUGGGUGGCCUCUUGGCUGCUUGUGCCAUCAGGUCCCAGUCUGUGUGUGUCACAUCAAGUGCUCUCACCUGGAUGUUUUUAUUAAUGCCAUUCCACCAAUGAAACUUCGAAGAGUUUCAGCUAGGAGUCUUUUCCAGCCAUACCUGGAGUUGCUGAGGAUUGAAUCUUGGGCCUCAACUCAGCCAUUGAGCUACAGUCCUGAUAUAGAUAAUGGACUCCAUGGACAAAUAAUCAAAGUUGAUGUAAAGUUGAUACUCUUAAAGCAGAUACAUUACAGGUAUUUCGAGUUGGGAUUUCAAAUCAGGAUGUGAAUCUUCAACCUCUUCUUGCAAAUACAGUGGUACCUCGGUUUAAGAACAGUCCUGUUUAUGAACUAUUUGGUUUACGAACACCGCAAAACCGGAAGUAGUGUCCUGAUUUGCGAACUUUACCUCAGUCUAAGAAUGGAAUCCGAACGGUGGAAGGGCAGUGGCGGCGGGAGGCCUCAUUAGGGAAAGUGCGCCUCCGUUUAAGAACGGUUUCGGUUUAAGAACAGACUUCUGAAAUGGAUUAAGUUCGUAAACCGAGAUACCACUGUAGAUUGAGAUGUGUUUUGCCCUGUCUUUUGCAAUAGGGUUUUUUUAUAGUUACUGUUUUGCUUAAUUGCUUUUUAAAACUUGGUUCAGAAUUCUCAGAUGCAAACAUACACAUGAUGAACAAUCAACUCCUGCCGGGUUUUUUGAAACAUUAAAAGAAAGAAAAUGUGAAGUCCAAAGUGUGGGGCCUAUGUAGCCGCUAAUCUCUUUAGUAAUAAGGCCAUGAACCGUAAGGAUCUUGUUAAAAAUGCACUUGCAGCUCUGUGCUGUUCUUUGUUGAGCUAACAAGCCUUCCCCUUUCAUAGUUUGGGAAUGUAAACCCCUUUGCUCUUGAGUGGAAAUCCAUUUGGGAGCUUUUCAGCAGGGAAAAACUUUUAUAGUCAGUUUUGCAGGACGAGGAUCUGCCUACAAAAGCUGGGGAUGUGUGUUUGUUUCGAAUGGCCAUUUACAGGAUAACCCUGGAGGGUGUUUUUCCAAUUUUCUUUCCCCUGCAAUGUUUUUGAAUGAUUCUGCUAACUUUUCGGAAGGUGAAAAUGAACCUCAUUCGGCCUUUUCACAGACUGAACACAACAUAGUUGCAGCUUAUUUGAUAACAGCAGGAGUCGUAAGUCUUCUGAGUAACAUAGUGGUCCUAGGCAUCUUUGUUAAGUAUAAGGAACUUCGAACAGCAACCAAUGCCAUUAUUAUUAACCUGGCUUUCACUGACAUUGGAGUGAGUGGGAUUGGCUACCCCAUGUCCGCAGCUUCGGAUCUGCAUGGAAGCUGGAAAUUCGGCUAUGCAGGCUGCCAGAUCUAUGCUGCUUUAAAUAUCUUUUUUGGAAUGGCAAGUAUUGGUUUGCUUACUGUUGUUGCAAUUGACCGUUACCUGACAAUCUGCAAGCCACAUAUAGGUAGUAGACUUACUGCUAACAACUACACAGUUCUGAUUCUUGCUGCCUGGAUCAAUGCAGUCUUUUGGGCCUCGAUGCCGAUUGUGGGCUGGGCAAGCUACGCCCCAGAUCCAACUGGAGCUACCUGUACAGUGAACUGGAGGAAAAACGAUGCAUCCUUUGUUUCUUUCACAAUGUCUGUGAUUGCUGUUAACUUUGUCAUCCCGUUAUCGGUCAUGUUUUACUGCUACUUCAAUGUUUCGCGAACUAUGAAGCGGUACGCCAGAAGCAGUUGCCUAGAGAGCAUCAACAUAGAUUGGUCUGAUCAAGUAGAUGUAACAAAGGUUUCGAAGGGCCAUCUUUGCGAUGGUCAGAUGUCAAACACGGCAGGAGAUCACAAUCAACCAUGUCUUCUUGCCAAUGAGUGCGUCUCAAAGCACAAUUACCUAAGGAUGCUGAUGGAAAGCAUUGCCUCUAUGUUUACUUGCUUGCCGAAUCCCUGGAAAGAAGCAAGUCUGAUCUGUUUUGCGGAUAGUUGUGUUACAAGGCUUUUGCUUACUUUCAAGUCAUUUGACUCCAUAGCUGGAUCCUGUGGUAGCUAUGAUGGUAACAAGCACCAUAUAUUUUAUUCCCCGAGAUCUACCAGGGUCCUGGCUGGCCCAGGCUUUAUGGUUGCUGACCCCUGGUGCCAAGCUAUCUGCUGCAGCAUUGUAUUAGCAAAAGGACCCUUGUGGUUCAUUGUACAAGCACAAUAUUUCAUAGGCGUGUGCCCUUAGUAUCUAUAAUAAAACAUCAAUAAAAGCCAAGACUUCA